Molecule: messenger RNA, 2464 nt
Organism: Tuber melanosporum (Perigord truffle)
Lineage: Eukaryota; Fungi; Ascomycota; Pezizomycetes; Pezizales; Tuberaceae
Exons: 5
Coding region: 1-2310 (769 amino acids)
Biological process (GO): mitochondrial double-strand break repair via homologous recombination; double-strand break repair via homologous recombination; meiotic DNA double-strand break formation
Cellular component (GO): Mre11 complex; nucleus
Molecular function (GO): manganese ion binding; 3'-5'-DNA exonuclease activity; DNA endonuclease activity
Source: RefSeq, a predicted model, not a curated record
AUGCCUCCUCGAUCCAAUGCCAAUACCCUCCGAAUCCUAAUAGCAACCGAUUCCCACGUCGGCUACAACGAACGAGACCCCAUCCGCGGCGACGACUCAUGGAAAACAUUCGAUGAAGUGAUGUCCCUGGCGAAAGAUCGGGAUGUCGAUAUGGUGCUGCUGUCUGGGGACCUUUUCCAUGACAAUAAGCCUUCCAGAAAAGCCAUGUACCAGGUCAUGAAGAGUUUGCGAGCGAACUGCUACGGUGAGAAACCUUGCGAGAUUGAGAUUCUGUCGGAUACCAGUCAGACGUUUCAGAGCGCGGGGGGUCACGUCAAUUAUGAGGAUCCGGAUAUUAAUGUCGCUAUUCCGGUAUUCUCGAUUCAUGGUAAUCAUGAUGACCCGAGCGGGGAGGGGAGGUUAUGUGCUCUAGACCUAUUAUCGGUGGCGGGUUUGUUGAACUAUUUUGGGCGGACUCCGGAGAACGAUAAUAUUACCGUUACCCCGGUGCUGCUACAGAAGGGAUCUACUAAGCUGGCUUUAUACGGGCUGUCGAAUGUUAGGGAUGAGAGGUUGUUCCGGACGUUCAGGGACGGCAAAGUUAAGUUCCUGCGGCCAGAUGUGCAGCAGAAGGAGUGGUUCAAUCUGAUGUGUGUUCAUCAAAAUCAUCAUGGACAUACGGAGACUGGAUAUCUACCGGAAAACUUCCUCCAGGAGUUCUUAGAUAUGGUUAUUUGGGGGCACGAGCACGAAUGUUUAAUCGAGCCAAAGUUCAAUCCAGAAAUGGGCUUCCAUGUCAUUCAACCCGGAUCUUCGAUAGCCACAUCCUUGUGCGAAGGCGAGGCUGUUACGAAGCAUGUUGGCAUACUCUCGAUCACAGGUCGUGGCUUUGAAUUAGAGAAGAUAAGACUCAAGACUGUGCGGCCGUUUGUAAUGAAAGAGAUUGUUCUUGCGGAGGAACCCCAGAUGAAGAACGUAUGGAAAAAAAACACGAAUAGGACUGCGGUUACUAGUUUUCUUUGCAAUACAGUCGAAGACCUGAUAGAGGAGGCUGUUACUGAGUGGCUCAAUGCUCAGGAAGACCCUGAAGUCGAGAGAAAGGAUGCUCCAUUGCCGCUAAUCCGGCUUAGGGUGGAAUAUUCGGCACCCGAGGGUGGUCGCUUCGAAACCGAAAACCCGCAGAGAUUCUCCAAUCGUUUCGUUGGAAAGGUCGCGAACGUGAAUGAUGUGAUUCAGUUUUAUCGAAAGAAGUCCGCAGCUCGGAGGAAGGUUGGGGGCAUGCUUGAAGAUAGUGGGUCGCACGUCCAAGACUCCUUACUUGAAGAGUACGGCGGAUCUAUAGAUAAUGUCAAGGUAGAGAAAUUGGUUCAAGAAUUUCUGACCAAUGCUACAUUAGAGAUAUUACCGAGUAAUGGACUUGGUGAUGCGGUUGGACAAUUCGUUGAUAAGGAUGACAAACAUGCUGUGGAGAUGUUUGUCGAGGACAGCUUAAAAAGCUACUUGACGAAAUUGAGGGAGAUUGACGAUUUAAAUGAGGAGACUAUCUCGGAGGCUGUAGAGCAACAGAAGAGUUAUCUUGAGCAGCUCUUUGCCAAGGGGCUUGUUAAGCCGAAGAGGACAAGGAAGAAACUAAAACCAAAGCCUGACCAUUGGUAUUCAGAUCUUGAUGGCCAUUGGUCGGAUCAGCCGGCAGCGCUGGUUCGGUCCGGAAGUGAUAAUGAUGGAGACCAGAACGACGAUGACGGCGAUGACUCGGCAGCCCCCACUCGGAAAACGGCAGCUAGAGGUGGGAGGGGUCGAGGGAGAGGAAGUGCAGCGGCCUCAACUCGGGGUAGAAAGGCUGCCCCAGCCGCAAAAGGCCGUGGCAGGAAGCAAGUUGUUGAAGAUGAUGACGAUGAUGAUGUCGAAAUGAUUGAGGAUGACGAGGACGAACCGAGCAUUCCUCCACCAAAAACAACGUAUUAUCCUAUUACCCCAUUCCCUCUCAUUAAAUAUAUUGUUCUGACGUUCAGUAGUCGAGGCAGGAAAACCACCGCCGCCCCACCAGCACGUAAACCUGCGGCAAAGCCAGCUGCUGCUCCUCGGCGACCAGCGGGUGCCACACGCGCAGCCAAUCAGCAAGCUUCGCAAGCCAGUACAGCCAGGACGAGGCAGGCAAAGCUGAACUUUGGUGCUACACAGAAUACCCAGGCGCGUGAAAGUCAGGCAAGUAACUCCUUAUUUCACAGGGCUAUACACCCUCCCAGUGAUGACGAGGACAUCGAUGACGAUGAGGAUGAUGAUUUUGAGCCGUUACCUAGCCAGAGGACUACUAGGUCCAGCAGGCGGUAGGAGUAGUAAGGUAACUCAGCUUAGGUGGACAUUGAGAAUUGAAUGGAGAACGGGAAAUGAUGGGACAAGGGAUUUUGUUGGGCAAGUGAUGUGUGGCUUUGUUUACUCCGUCUCCUAGGGUCAGGUACAGCAAAUUAAAGGGUUUCCUGAGAGA